UCACCGCCCCCAAAUCUAACCUCACCAGGCGACAUCUGUGUCUCCGCGCUGGACUGAGAUGUACUCCUUCUUGACGGAGCGCUUUUCAGAGGAGACAAACGCUGUCCACUGCUGCAGUUCAUCCGCCGAUCAUCCCGAUAAGUUAAUAUAACCGCAACACUUACACGAUCGGAGGAGGAAAACACUUCAGACUGAGUCCGAUGGCACAGUGGGCAAUACUUUUGUUUUCUUUAUACGGAGUUCUGCAUGGACAAGACAUUAAGCCUCUUACUUUACAAGAGUGCUGUCAGGAUGGGAGGGCUCGGGCCCUGGGAGGACAAGACUGUACUAUCCUCCCCCUCAUGUCCUCUUCCGAAACCUGCAGGAUUUACCAGGAGCAGUGCUGUGCAGCAGCACUAGGAGACCGACUCUGUGAAAAUGGCAUCAAGAUGGCCCGGGGGCAAGGGGCCUGUGAGAAGCCCUUCUUCCAAGGAGAGCCCUGGGAAACCCAAAUCUCUAAGAUGUGUUGUGACUGCUGUGUGCUCGGUCUGAUGGCAGCCAGCCAGGGUUUGAGCUGCAAGCUCCAGGGUUUGUUGCUGGGGAGACAGUGCGCAUACACAAGUGAAACCUGCUGUGGAAAAAACACAACAGAGGAAAUCAAACCAAGCGAUAAAGAACCACGGACAGAGCUAAAUCCUGAGGUCAACGUUACUGCCAAGCCUCCAGAGGGAUCGGACACCUGUAGAGACUCCAUUUGCUCCCAGUUGUGUGUAGGUAAUGGUACAUGUGCGUGCCAUGCUGGUUAUCAGCUGAAAAAGGAUGGAGUGAAUUGUGAGGAUGUUAAUGAGUGUCUGACUGGCAGUCACAACUGUGUCUCCGGCCAAGUUUGCAUUAACACAGAGGGCUCCUUUCGCUGUCAGAGGGAAACCGGCUGUGGCACCGGGUAUGAACUCACAGACAACAACAGUUGCCAAGACAUAGACGAGUGUACGUUGGGGACCCAUAACUGUGGACCAGACUUUCUUUGCAACAACACCGCAGGCUCGUUCCGCUGCCACCCAAAGGAAAAGUGCGCAGACGGUUUCAUUCAGGAUGCCGUCGGCAGCUGUAUCGAUAUAAAUGAGUGUGUGGCCCGUGCCAGUCCAUGCCAGCCUGGCCAGACUUGUAUCAACACAGUGGGCUCCUACACUUGUCGCAGGAACACAGUCACCUGUGGACAAGGCUAUCAUAUAACUGAGGACGGCACACGUUGUGAAGAUGUAGAUGAGUGUCGUGUAGGCAAAGUAUGUAACGGCCAUGGUUGUGUCAACCUGGUGGGCUCCUACCGCUGUGAAUGCAAAAUUGGCUUCAUCUUCAACAGUAUCACCAAACUGUGUGAAGAUAUCAAUGAGUGCAGGCAUUAUCCCGGACGACUCUGCGCCCACAAGUGUGUGAACACAGAGGGGUCCUACCAGUGCAGCUGCACCACUGGCUUCAAACUGUCCCACGACGGCAGAAACUGUGAAGAUAUCAAUGAGUGUGAAGCAAAGCCUUGCAGCCAGGAGUGUGCCAAUGUCUAUGGCUCCUACCAGUGCUACUGUCGCCAUGGUUACCAGCUGAGUGACAUCGAUGGGAAAACAUGUGAAGAUAUUGACGAGUGUGCCCUGCCUACUGGAGGUCAUGUGUGUUCCUACCGCUGCUCCAACACCCCAGGAAGUUUUUAUUGCACCUGCCCACCCACAGGCUACACACUCGCCUCCAACAGACGCACAUGCCAAGACAUUGAUGAAUGUGCAGCGGGGAGCCAUACCUGUUCUGUCUCUGAAAGCUGCUUCAACAUCCAGGGAGGAUUCCGCUGUCUGUCUUUCGCAUGUCCUCCAAACUACCGACAACCAGCACAGGGCCGUUGCGAGCGCGUAACUUGCGAGUUCACGCUGGAUCCUGCGUCGUGUUUCUUGCUCCCGCUGAGAAUCUCCUUCUACAACAUCAGCUUUCCCACCAACACUCCCGUCCCCGCUGAUGUUUUCCGGAUGGGACCCUCCAAUUCCGUGCUGGGAGACAAAAUGCUGCUCAACAUAGUCUCCGGAGACACGGAGGGAUACUUCAUCGUGCAGCAGCAGGCUCAUGGAGGAGAGAUUGUCCUGCGCCGUGCCUUAUCCCAGCCCCGGGACUUCUUACUGACUGUAGAGAUGAGGCUGAUUCGCUAUGGGAUGGCACAUCUGUACAUGGCCAAGAUUGCUGUGUUUGUCACACACGAGCAGUCCAUCCGACCCUGAAGAACAUUUCCAUAUUACAAGUCUGUGACAUUUAAAAGAAUAGUUUGGAGUGUUUGAAGUCUAUCCCUAUUUUGUACUCACCACUCGUGUAUUAUAAUGGUGGUUUUCAUUUUCAUCCAUCCUUUUCUUCAUACUGGAGUCACAGCUCCAACUUUCCAUCUAACCUUUAAUGCAGUUAAUAAGGGCCAAAUCUAUCAUUCUUGUUGAGUGGAAAAGCUCUCCAUAAUUCACCCAAAGCUAAAAUGAUGCUACAGCAGUCUAUUAUGGUGAAUUUGAGUGGUGACUAUUGUAUCAAAUAGAGACUGCUUUGUCGUUGUGUUAGCUAUUGUGUUAACUAUCCUGGACUCCGGAUAGCUUUUUUGCAGUAAAUGGGGAUUUUAAGGUUGUCCCUGAUUAAUUGCUGUUGAGCUCUAGAUGGAAAGCCAGAACUGAAUAUUUCAUAUGAAGAAACUAUUCCUAUUAAAGGAACAUUUUGGGAAAUGUGCCUUUUGGCUUUCCUUCUGAGAGUUAGAUGAGAAGAUUGAUACCACUUUCAUGUUUGUUUGCUAAAAAUGAAGCAACAGUCAGCAGCCAGUUAGCUUAGCUUUGCACAAAAACUGGAAACGGUGAAGCAGUUAGCCUGGCUCUGUCCAGCGGAAGUCACUGUGCCUAGCCAAGAAAUAGUCCAACGCAUAACCCCAACAAAGGAGAUAUAGAGUUGGUGAACGUUUAUUACCUUUGGGCAGAGCCAAGCUAGCUGUUUUCAGUCUUUAUGCUAAGCUAACUGACUGCCGUAGCUUCAUAUUUAAUGCACAGACAUGAGAGUGGUAUUGAAAAUCUCAUCUAACUCUCUUUUGCCCCCCCCCCCCAAAAAAAAAACCCAAGUAAAAUACUUAAUAAUUUAUUGUAAAGUAUUGGUUAUCAAAGCAAAAAGUCUAAAUUGCCAAUUGAAUUGCAUUUGUAUAUGUCCUGUGGUCUUGGGGAUGCAUUUAUUUGUCACAGAGACAAAGAAAUGUUAUGUCAGGUCCAAAAAACAAUAAGAUGACAAAAUAAUCCCUUGUUGUUCAGCUGUUGUUAUUUAUUCUAGCAUAUGAUGUAGCAGUAGAUAGUAAGAAUAUCAGGACAUUGUACCACUAGAUGGGGCUCAUUAGCUGUUGAGAAUCUCUUAAGCAUUGUUCAUGCGCAUUAAUUUGCAUUGAUGGCAUUUCACUCUACCUCAUGUCUGUGCAGCAGCUUCCCUUUAAGUGUACUUUCUAUGUGUUUGGAAUUAAAAAGUGACAGAUAAAAA
Messenger RNA from Siniperca chuatsi (mandarin fish), 3501 nucleotides. Its product is annotated as fibulin-1-like. Gene Ontology annotation, biological process: extracellular matrix organization. Gene Ontology annotation, molecular function: calcium ion binding; peptidase activator activity. The transcript has 15 exons. Gene Ontology annotation, cellular component: extracellular region. The coding region runs from base 201 to 2234 and encodes 677 amino acids. The record is from RefSeq and is a predicted model, not a curated record. NCBI's taxonomy places the organism in Eukaryota, Metazoa, Chordata, Actinopteri, Centrarchiformes, Sinipercidae.